GUGUUUGGUACGCGCGAGUCCGUCCGUCCGUCCGUUCCGCCUGUGCGGUGCUCAGCCCAGCUCUGGAAAUUUUUAGACCAAAGCCGAGCACGGGCCCUGUCUCGGCGCUUUCCUUUAGCCCGAGGGUCCCUUAUCAGUCCGAGCCCAAGACAGUUCACUCCCAGAGGGUAGAAAGGGGACAGGAGAGCAGGGAGUGGAUGGGGUGGGAUGAGUUUAAUUCAAUUCGAUGGAGAGGAGGUCAAGAGGUUUAUGACAUGAAACAGAGAAUUACUCCAUCCAUUUCGAUACCUCUCUCCGAUUCACUUCUACAUUGAAGAAUUGGCUGGACAAUUGGCCGAACUCACAAUGGCUCUCCUCAGACCUUCUACCUCUAUCUCAAACACCGCCUCUGGUACUACCACUAUCACUUCCACUCCCUCUCUCUGGUUACCCCUCUCCCUGCCCCGUCCCUCCUACCUCCUCCUCACCUUACUUCGUCCCCUCUACCCAACCCUCGAAGUAGCCCAUCGUCUCCUACUCAACAGUCUUGCCCUCUCCCUCCUCGCAUGCACUCUUCCCUUUUCCAUCUAUCUCACCCUUGGACAAACAGCGAGAAUCGCAAGGGGGGAGGGGAUUUGGGGGAUGAGAGUGAAGGAGUUGAGUGGUUUGCUUUGGGAGGGGUUUGAUUGGUUGGAGGAAUGUGAGGAUGAGGGAGUUUUGAGAGAGUGGAUUGAGAGGACGCUAGGAGGAGGAGAAGAAGAAGAAGAAGAAGAUGGACUGCACGAUGGAUCUCACAAGCGUAGGCCACAAGCUGCUAGCAACGACGAUGCUUUUGGACCCAACAUUGCUGCUGCUAGAAGGGACUCGGGCAUCGAAAUCCUUGACGGGUAGGACAAUGCGCUGCACUGCACAGUCUCAUGGCAUGGCAUGGUCCUUGCCGCAUCUACA
Microstroma glucosiphilum is the source of this 927-nucleotide messenger RNA. RefSeq lists its product as hypothetical. Lineage: Eukaryota; Fungi; Basidiomycota; Exobasidiomycetes; Microstromatales; Microstromataceae. The transcript is spliced from 2 exons. Bases 346 to 870 code for a protein of 174 amino acids. The record is from RefSeq and is a predicted model, not a curated record.